AAAAAAGUGAAUAGCCAAUAAUAAAAUCUUGCUUUAAACUGUUUUUUUCCACUCUCUUCAACUUCUUCAACUUCUCCAUCGACCAGAUUACAAGUAUGCAAUCUCAGAGCAAAAAUGGCGACCCAGCCAAUUUUUCCCGCACUUUUAAGUAUCUUCUAGCAACUCAGGUCUUGUCAAGGGGCAUACCUUUUAUCUUUAAUACCUGGAUCAUCAGACAUCUAUCUGUUGACGAUUAUGCUAUUUAUGCGGUGCAAUUUCAUCUGUUUGUUACUUGCAUACUCUUUCUCAGUCGAGAAGGGUUCAGGCGAGCAUGUAUGCGAGCUGAAAUUAAGAGUGAUGACACUUCAAUAGAGGAAUAUGCGGCAAAGAUUUUGAAAGUAGCUUGGCUGUCUCUUCCACUUGGAAUAAUUAUUACAGUGAUAGCAUGUGCAGUCAUCUUCUGGUGGCAAGAAUUGAGCUAUUCUAGCCCUUAUGGGCAGGCUAUAUUAUUGAAUGGAUUUGCGUGCUUGUUGGAGCUUCUGGCAGAGCCGUUUUAUAUUCUUGCUCAGUAUUUAUUCUGUCUCAAACUGCGCAUGUUUGUCGAAAGUGCAGCAACACUAUCUCGUUGUGUAACAACAUACGCCCUUAUUGUUGGGAAAAGUGACAUGGAAAAGGCAAUUAUGUUUGCUUUAUCACAAGUUUCAUAUGGAGGUUGCGUGUUCCUAGGUUACUGGGGAUACUUUGUCUUAUAUCAAAAAUUGCGAGGUUCAAAGAUUUUUCCUUAUAGAGUGGGUGACAUGAUGAGCUAUGAUAAGCCACUGUUCAAGAUGUGUACAUUGUUUACUCUACAGUCAUUCCGUAAAUUGAUUCUUCAAGAAGGAGAAAAAAUGGUACUUGUGUGGUUCGACACGCCAUAUAACCAAGCUGUAUAUGGACUAAUAGAUAAAUUAGGUAGCUUAGUGGUGAGAAUGGUAUUUCUUCCUUUCGAAGAGAGUUCAUAUGCCACAUUUGCAAGGUCUGCUUCAGAAGAGUCUAGAGAUAGAAGGAAAAAUCUUGGCCGCCGCCUCACAGAAGCCCUAAAACUUGUAUUGUUGAUUGGUUUUAUUUUUAUGGCUUUUGGACCAAGCUUUUCUUAUUCUCUCGUUAGAUUGCUGUAUGGCCAAAAAUGGAGUGAUGGAGAAGCUUCAACUGCUCUCAGAUACUACUGCUUGUACAUUAUGGUUCUGGCAAUGAAUGGAACAUCAGAAGCUUUUCUGCAUGCUGUUGCUGAUGAGAGCCAACUAAAGCGCUCUAAUGAUUCUUUGCUUGUGUUCUCGCUGAUCUAUGUUUUGCUGAAUGUCUUGUUAGUAAGAUCAGCUGGUGCUAUUGGUUUGAUCUUUGCAAACUCUACAAAUAUGGCACUCAGGAUAGCAUAUUCUGCCGUAUUUAUCAAGCAAUACUUCCAGGGAUCCUCAUCGUUUUCAUUUCGUAGCUGUUUGCCGUCUGGUUGGCUAGUGCUGCUAUCUUGUGGAGCAGUUACCCUUUUAUCUGAGAAAAUUUUUCUGAACAGAGAUAAUUUCCUGACUACAUUUUUGCUCCACUUUUCUGUUGGGUUCACUUGUUUCUGUGCUUCAGCUUUUGUCAUUUAUUGUCGCGAGCGAGACUUUAUCAACAAAUUGAUCCACAUUCGCCGUCAUGCUGACUAAUCAUACCAACCAUUUUUCCAGUCCUGAUUAGAGGGUUUUUGGAUGGGUUUCAAGAGCAAUAGAAUGCACCUUUUGAGUGUUUCCAACAAUAGCAAUUGCUGACUGGUAUUUGCGCUAUUGCAGUUGAGGCUUUACUGAUCUAUUAAGCGGCUUUCUAUAUCUCUCCCUAUGAUCGAUCUUCCGAAAUUUGGAGUGGCAUUAGGUAGCUGUCAACUAAGUGUAACAAUCUGUUUAGUCUUUUUGUUUCCCCAUUAAGCACCGUUGGUGGAAUUUUCGUGUCGCUGUUCAGCUUUGAUUAUUUGUUCGAAGAGAAGCUCAUGAGGUAAGGAAAAUGGGUCUUGUUUGCUAAAUAUCCAAAUUCUGACAUGAAAAUGAGGGUGGAAAGAUUGGAAGCAAUGUUUGUUGUGGAAUCCACUUGGUUAAUCUGUCACCCUUUUUGGUGCAAAGUGCAAGCUGCAACUGUGCAAUUAUCUUCUGUGAUUACCCUGCUACUCACAUUUGAGAAGCAAUUGGAUUUUCUUGGAAUGAACAUAUGUGUGUACACGGGUAACACACAACUGCCUUCUUUUUUGGUAACUUUGCAUAUAUCUAAAACUUAUCCAAAUCCUUGUAUGAUUUAUCUAGAAGGGUAUGUUGUUGGUUUCCUAUUAAACCAUACAAAUCUACCAACUUUUUUUAUGUCACAUGAUGUUGGUUUUUACAA
This is a messenger RNA of Beta vulgaris subsp. vulgaris (sugar beet), 2367 nucleotides long. RefSeq lists its product as uncharacterized. Gene Ontology annotation, cellular component: endoplasmic reticulum membrane. The coding region runs from base 96 to 1664 and encodes 522 amino acids. NCBI's taxonomy places the organism in Eukaryota, Viridiplantae, Streptophyta, Magnoliopsida, Caryophyllales, Amaranthaceae. The transcript is spliced from 16 exons. Gene Ontology annotation, biological process: glycolipid translocation; dolichol-linked oligosaccharide biosynthetic process. The record is from RefSeq and is a predicted model, not a curated record.